Messenger RNA from Hirsutella rhossiliensis, 417 nucleotides. RefSeq lists its product as uncharacterized. Lineage: Eukaryota; Fungi; Ascomycota; Sordariomycetes; Hypocreales; Ophiocordycipitaceae. The transcript has a single exon. The record is from RefSeq and is a predicted model, not a curated record. The coding region runs from base 1 to 417 and encodes 138 amino acids.
AUGAUCAGAGACAUCACGAUGGCAUACACACAAUCCCAGACCAAGCUGGCCCGUGUCAUCCUUGCAGCCCUUCCUCAAGAACUCAAAAGAAGAUAUCCAGAGGGAACAAUCCUGCGAAUCGUGAAGCCGCUAUAUGGCAUCGCAGAGGCAGGAGCCCACUGGUUCAACACAUAUCACGACCAUCACUGCCGCAAGCUUAAUAUGGAAACCUCUUCGUUUGACCCGUGCCUUCUGAUCACGGCAAACAACAUCGCCGACAAGGACCUGUUUGGCAUCGCGGCCUUGCAAACGGAUGACACAUUCAUUGUUGGCACAGAUGCAUUUCUCAAGAUCGAGGAGAAAGAACUCUGCUUUAAGGCCAAGCCAAAGAGAUUCUCCAAGAAGGUUCCAUCUGCGACUUUAACGGCAGCCGCCUGA